GCAAUUGAUAAAUAAAUUCUCAUCUAAAAGUUGUUUUUAGGUAGCGCACUAAAAACUUAGUUCGUAAAAUAUGAAAUUAUUUGUACGAGUAACUCUUAAAAUAUAGAACAGAAUAAACUUAAAAGUUUGAAAAAUCCAGUGCGCAAUAUUUACUUAUUUAUAGUACACUCAUUCACUCAUGCCGGCCUUUACCUUUAAAAUUUGUGGGUUUGUUUUGGAUUAAACGUUUUCAUGUGAUCGCAUGUAAACAACAAUGUUCCAUCGCAUCAUUUUAUACGUUAUUCAUAAAUGUAUUGAUACCUUCUUUUUUCUACAACUUUUGUUCAGAGAAAUAAAUUCUCUUGUACAAUACUCUUUGAGCUUAUUUCCAGAAUUCCUCAAAUUUUAUAAAUCAACUACUGACUUUAAUUGCAAAAGAUUACCUACUCAUUUGGGCAUCAUAAUAUGUGAAGAUAAAAUUUCAUUUUCUGAUGUUUCGAAUUUAAUUGUUUGGAGUUUUGCAGUCGGAAUUCAUCACAUUAGUAUAUUUGACAGCUCAGGUUAUAUUAAAUUAAAUGGAAAUGCACUGUAUAAAGAGAUGAUUGUAAAAAAAAAUCUCAUCUUGAAAGAUGCAGCACAUUAUUUUGAUAUUAUAUUUAGUGAUGGAAAAGCUCCUUUUCCAUAUAAUGUUUCUAUAAAAAAUGGUCACAGAACAGAAAAUGUCAAUGUCUACCUAAUAUCACAAGAAGAUGGUAAACAGCAAAUUGUAGAAGCAGCUAAAAAAGUUUCUAAAAAUAUUAAAAGGGAACCUGAUUUAUUGAAAAAUUUCCAUAGCCUGCAUUUAGAUCAGUGUAUCAAAGGUGUAAUUAACAUACCUGAUCCCGAAUUAGUCAUACUUUUUGGUCUUACAAAUGGUUUAAUUGGAUAUUUACCAUGGCACAUAAGACUUACUGAGUUUAUAUCACAAUUAACUCAUCAUGGUUUUAGUUUUGAAGAAUUUAGGAAAGUUUUACAGAGGUACAAUAAAUGUGAACAAAGGUUUGGUAGAUAAACUCCUGUGAGAUGUCUUCUUUGUUCAAACCUUCCAUUAUCUGUGAUGUUGAAUGGAUAAUUUUUCUUUACUUAAUCUGAAACUAAUUUUUUUUCUCUUACUGCAGAUCAAAAAGAAUAUUUUUACAUGUUAUCAUAAUAUUCCUUUCAAAUUAUAAUUCAUCAUGAAAACGCGAUUUGUUAGAAGAAUCACUGUGUUGUAAAUAGACAUUUGAAAUAAAUAUUGUUUUUGUUAAUGAAA
Messenger RNA from Parasteatoda tepidariorum (common house spider), 1270 nucleotides. RefSeq names its product transport and golgi organization 14 (gene Tango14). The record is from RefSeq and is a predicted model, not a curated record. Gene Ontology annotation, molecular function: ditrans,polycis-polyprenyl diphosphate synthase [(2E,6E)-farnesyl diphosphate specific] activity. Gene Ontology annotation, cellular component: endoplasmic reticulum membrane; dehydrodolichyl diphosphate synthase complex. Lineage: Eukaryota; Metazoa; Arthropoda; Arachnida; Araneae; Theridiidae.